Messenger RNA from Zootermopsis nevadensis, 2267 nucleotides. The record is from RefSeq and is a predicted model, not a curated record. NCBI's taxonomy places the organism in Eukaryota, Metazoa, Arthropoda, Insecta, Blattodea, Termopsidae.
UCUUGAACAAAGCCACUGCUCGACUGUGGAAUCCGAUCGGUCGGGGAGUGGCUCGUCCCAGAACUGCACAGUGCUUCACGACGUAAACGUAGAUCGUAAGGCGAUUUCAAAGACGCAGAAGAGAAAAGUUUCGUUGGCAUGGAGACGACCGAUGGGAAUCUUGGCGAAGCAGCUUCGCCUCGCAGACAGGGAGAUGAAACCGCAGGACAUCUGGAUGCUUCGAUGGAAAUAGAUGUAAAUAUGAUGCCCCCACCACCGACGCCGCCUUCUAAAUUUAAAAAAUUGUCAAGUGAAGAAAGGAUGACAGUGACCGAGUUGCUGUCGCUGUGGCCCUCGGUUCGUCCUGGAUUACCGGACACGGUCAUAAACAGUAUUAAGUACCUUGGGAUGUACCUAAACCAAUUUAGGUGUCCUGUUGAAGUAAAAGAAGACCUACAGACUGACUUGCCCAAAGAACACUCAGCAUGGAUGCCAUUACUAGAGAUGUUUUGUACAAAAAUGGCUAUGUGGGUGAAAGGGAAAAGUAAAUUAAUAGAUACGUGGAAUGAACUACAAAAAAUCUUACCACAACAACUGGCAGAGAUAUUUGAACGACUGGCGACAACAUUUUAUACAUUAGGAGCUUUAAAUGAACAGCGCCCUGCCACAUCACCCAAAGUGACAAAAUCACCCAAGACAGCUGAAAAGGCAACGACUUCGACCUCUGUUAAACGAAGUCCCUCACUCGUAGAAAUACAUUCCACAGAACCAGAAAUCGCCUUUCACGAAAUAAAGGCACUUAUUAUUUUAAGUGAAGCUGCAGAUGUGAUAGCGGGAAUCAUGAAUCUUUCAUAACCGACUGUUCAGAUGACGACAGCAGAUGCUUCGAUUCAUGUUCCCGGUAAGUGCGUUCUAACGGAGAACUCUCCAAUCUCAACGCCUGCGUUUUUGCACUGUUAGAAAAUAUUCAUGAUUAAGACGAUGGACAUUGCGCUCCUAUUUAUUCUGUUACCUACCAUUGUUCGUAUUCUUUCCCUCUAUGAAAUAAUAACGGUAUUGACAAACGCAUAUAAAUAAUCUACAAAACGAAGUGCUUACGAAUACAGCAUUCUACCUUCUGAAGAAAUUAAUACUCGAAAAUUUGAAUAAUUAUUUUUUGUUUAUAUAAUAUUCAUACCCAGAAUUAUUAUAAUACAGCAUCUUCAUCUCCCAAUAACGAAACUCUUAAAACUAUUAUAAAUUAGCAUUCUUAAUUAAUAACUUCUCAAAAUCAAUACGAUGCAGCACAAUGACUUAAGAAUAAGGUCGAUGUCCUAAACGUCGUGAAAGUGGCGUACGUAUAUACUAAAAAGUCAGUGCCCAAUAUGACUAUAAUUGCAGUAUUCUUUUCUCCUGAAAGUAAAAUUAAUGUUCAAAACUAUAAUGCAGCGUCUUCGUUCUAAGAGUUAAAUUAAUGCUCUGUAGAAUUUCAUGUAACAGUCCUUUAAUAACGAGACAUGUUUAGCACAAUCAUAACGUAGCAUUCUUUGAUCUUAAGACUUAAAAUUUGUAAUGCUCGUUACAUUACAGUCCAAUUUUAUGACUCACGUAAAAUGAAAUCAAAGGUUAUAUUGAAACUUUCCUAACUCUUAGCAACGAAAUGUACAUAAUCAUGGAAAUGCAAUAUUUUCUUUAAACCACGAAAUAAAUGCGCAAAAUUAAACUCUAAUUUGUAUAGCGCAUAUGAUUAAAAAGAAGUGAUGUGGUUCGUGAGACGUGACAUACUUUCUGAAUGAAACGACACUGGAUCAUAUGAAAGUUCGCGAGAAAUAUGUUGCAUUUUAAUUUAUUAUCCAUUCAGGUAUCAUGCAAAUAAUGUUCUGGGCAUGAAUAUACACUAAUUAUCAAGUACAUGUUAAUUUUAUUGUAAUUUUAAUUUCUGUAAAAUGUAACGUAUGUGGCCUAAAUGUACUGCUUAUUAUGCGUAAUACAUAUUCUUGUAAUUGGUCGCUCACGACAUUUCAAAAUAUAUGAUUUCCACAUUCAGAGCAAAUCUGUUGAUUGAUAUAUGAAGACUUAAAUUGCGACACUUUUGGUAUAAAUGUCCACUUAACAUAUUUGGUGGUGGCUCGGAAAUUGUGUAUUUCAUGGACAUGUCAUGUACUCCUUAUAUAUGUAUCAUGGUAACCGAAGAUAAUAUACGGAUAUUUCAUUAGUGCAGUCAGUGUGUAUGAAAAUAUAAAUUUGUAAUAUGAGUAAUAUUGUAUUUUAUAUCUGAUUGUACAAACGUGUAACAAUUUAAUAUUAAU